AUGAAAGAAAAACUUUGCUUUGAUUCCUUAGUUAACGGUGUAUUAGAAUCUUCAUGUUAAACUAGAUGCUUUUGGAUAGUAUUGGAAGCUAGAAAAUGUAUAACAGUUGUAUUUUUAUCAAAAUAUUUAUUUGAAAAUAAUAAUUCUUCUAUUGCUUCAUGGGUAAGUUUAUCAGUUUCUAUAGUUUUUUGCUUAUAUAUGAUUAUUACAAGACCACUUCAAUCGAAAAGUUAAAAUUUUAUCAUAAGUGUUUUAGACUUUGUUUAUAAUAUUAUAUUGAUCAUGAUUGGAGUUAUCAUAUCAGGAAAAUAUUCUGACAUAUAAACUUAAUAUUAUCUAAAUAAUUAGUCUCUUGCAAAAAUUAUUAUAAUAGCUAUGAUAGUAUUUACUUCUUUCUAUUCAAUAACUGCAAUUAUAUUGAUCCUUUAAAGAUUAAAGAUAUAUCUAAAAUUAAGGAAAAGUAAAACACACAUUUAAAAAACUACAAAUUAGCAAUCUUUAGAUAUUUCUGCAAGCCAAAAAAGCUUUGUCUCAGAUUAAUGUCUGGAAAAAGCUUUGAAACAGUACAACUAAAAUUAAUUUAAAUUUCAAAACUCUCUGAAUAAAAAUUCAUUUACUAGAAAACUAAUAAAUAUAAAGCAAUGA
Messenger RNA from Tetrahymena thermophila SB210, 645 nucleotides. Its product is annotated as transmembrane protein, putative. The transcript has 2 exons. NCBI's taxonomy places the organism in Eukaryota, Ciliophora, Oligohymenophorea, Hymenostomatida, Tetrahymenidae. The record is from RefSeq and is a predicted model, not a curated record.